AUGCAUGCACAAGACUGCAGCUGCACCCACGAGGCCCACCAUGGCGGCCGGAGAGGUGGCAACCAGAGGAGAGUUUGGUGCCAAAACGACGAGGCAGUCAUGGUUGAAAGGAAAGGAGACGCUUACCUAUGGUUCCAAGGAGCUCUAACAAAGACAGAAGUUGGAGAAGACGAGGAUCUUAAACACGCUCACGAAGGCAACUCAAAACUCAAGAAAGAUCCCAAGAAAAAGGAAGUAGGCUUCGGUUCAAUCUGGGAUCAAACUAUCCUCUUUUCUUUGACUGUGUCAAGCCACUUCUCUGAUUGGUGGGAGACUCUUGUGAAGUAA
Messenger RNA from Sphenostylis stenocarpa, 327 nucleotides. The record is from the annotation of a GenBank genome assembly. Lineage: Eukaryota; Viridiplantae; Streptophyta; Magnoliopsida; Fabales; Fabaceae.